ACGCCUGCAUCGUAAAACAUACACUCAUUCUCCUACAUGGGCAAGAAACGCAAGAACAGAACUCAUCUCAAAGGAGGCGUUGCCUCAAACCCUCGAGCUGCCGAAGGAGUCCCGAAAUCCUUCAUCAUCAAACACGGACAUGUUGGCUCGUCUCUCGCACAACUCGUUCGAGAUAUGAGGAAAGUCAUGGAGCCUAAUACUGCCAGUCGACUAAGGUGAAGGAACGUGCACGUAACAAACUCAAAGAUUUCCUGACGAUGGCUCCUGCACUUGGUGUGACCCAUCUCUUGGCUUUCACUUUGACCGACCUUGCCCCUUCGUUCCGCGUCAUUAGGCUUUCUGCGGGUCCUACACUGAGUUUUAGAGUAGAACGGUAUAGUUUGGUGAAAGAUAUGCUUCGGACUUCGCGGAGAGCGAGAAGUAUAGGAAGCGUCGAGUAUCUCAGUCCUCCGUUGCUUGUACUGGCAUCAUUUCCUCCUCCAGGACCUAAUACGCCACCCCAUCUUUCUCUAGUCGUCAAGACCUUCCAAACACUCUUCCCACCACUAGCACCUCAAUCGUUAAGUCUCUCAUCCUGUCGUCGCGUAGUCCUUGUCUCCUACAACGCCGACAAAGGUACCAUCGAUUUCCGACACUACCUCAUCACCGUCAAACCAUACGGAGUCUCGAAACGCGUCCAGCGAGUCCUCGACGGUGCAACAGCUGCAAAAACUUCAUCUUCAACUAAAGGUGUCUUGGAUCUCGGAAACGAGAAAGACGUUGCCGACUUUUUGUUGAGGAAACGUGGAGAACCGGGUCCGAGCUCAGAUGGUUAUGAAUCUGCUGCUUCGACUGCGUCUAGCGUUGCUGGAGACGAUGCAGAUGCUAUCUCAUUGGUAGAUGAUUAUGUUGGCAGGAAUAACAAGAAGGGCACGAAAAGAGCUGUGCGGUUGGAUGAGAUUGGGCCUAGGAUGGAGUUGAGGUUGAUUAAGAUUGUGGAAGGGGUUCCUGGCAAAGAGGGCAGUGUCAUUUAUCACGAAUUUGUCAAAAGGUCCAAGGCUGAGAUUGUGGCUCAGAAAGCUGAACAUGCAGCCAAGGAGAAACUAAGGAAACAGAGGCGAGAAGAACAGGAGAGGAAUGUGCAGCGGAAGAAAGCAGAGGGUGAAACAGGUGGUGAUAAGGAGGGUGACGACGAAGAUGAGGAAUUGGACGAAGAAUUGAGCGAAGACGGCAAGCAAGAGGGGCAGGCGGAUUAUGAGAAUGAAGGAGAAUGGGAUGACGAGGAAGAGAUCAGUGAAGAGGAGGAAGCUGACUAUGCAUCUGGCAGCGAUGCGGAUGGUAGUGAAAGCGAGGACGAACCGGAAAAGCCGCCAUUCAAAAAGUCGAAGAAGAGUAAACGGUAGUGUUUUCUAUAUCACUCAGAGUAUUCUUUGCGUAGAAUGGUGUGGGUGAUUAUGCAUUACAUGUAGUCUAUAUGCUAGUAUAUCCCCCAGAUAAGUAGGGCGUGACUUAGGCACUACUUUUUGGCG
Messenger RNA from Somion occarium, 1508 nucleotides. The record is from the annotation of a GenBank genome assembly. NCBI's taxonomy places the organism in Eukaryota, Fungi, Basidiomycota, Agaricomycetes, Polyporales, Cerrenaceae.